Ipomoea triloba (trilobed morning glory) is the source of this 1743-nucleotide messenger RNA. RefSeq names its product sucrose-phosphatase 1-like. The transcript is spliced from 9 exons. Lineage: Eukaryota; Viridiplantae; Streptophyta; Magnoliopsida; Solanales; Convolvulaceae. Gene Ontology annotation, molecular function: magnesium ion binding; sucrose-phosphate phosphatase activity. The record is from RefSeq and is a predicted model, not a curated record. Gene Ontology annotation, biological process: sucrose biosynthetic process. The coding region runs from base 158 to 1570 and encodes 470 amino acids.
AAUUGAUAUGAGGAUAUUCGAUAGGAAAGAAGCAGCUUUAUGAGUUUUAACCGAUUCCGGCAGGGUGAUGGGUGGUGAGCGGCUCGCACCAUACAAAAGAAGCGCCAAAGAAUUUGGAUCCACAUAGCAACUAUCUCUUUCUCUCUCCGAUUUGUCUAUGCAAUCUCUUACGCUACCUAAAUUCGCCGCUAAUCCUCCGCCACCUUUCUUCUUUCGCUGCGCUGCUCACGCACCUCAUCGUCACUCCAUUUCACUCUCUUUACAGAGUGAAAAUAACAUUACAGAAACCAUGGAUCGCCUAACCAGUGCUGCUCGUCUCAUGAUAGUUUCUGAUCUUGAUCACACAAUGGUUGAUCAUCAUGAUCCCGAGAACCUUUCUCUGCUCAGGUUUAAUGCCUUGUGGGAAGCCAAUUACCGCAAUAACUCUUUGCUGGUGUUCUCAACUGGGAGAUCACCUACACUUUACAAAGAGUUGAGGAAAGAAAAGCCGAUGCUAACCCCCGACAUUACCAUUAUGUCUGUGGGUACUGAAAUAACAUAUGGUAACGCAAUGGUGCCAGACAAUGGUUGGGAAGAAUGUUUGAACCAUAAAUGGAACCGAAACAUAGUAACCGAGGAGACUAGCAAAUUCUCUGAAUUGAAACUCCAGUCAGAAACUGAGCAACGUCCACACAAGGUUAGCUUUUAUGUCCAGAAGGACAAGGCUGAAGAAGUAACAAAAGCUCUUUCUACUCGUUUAGCUGAACGUGGGCUGGAUGUCAAAAUAAUUUAUAGUGGGGGGAUGGACUUGGAUAUUUUGCCACAAGGUGCCGGCAAAGGUCAGGCUCUUGCAUAUUUGCUCAAGAAAUUGAAAAGUGAGGAUAAAUUGCCUGUAAACACCCUUGCCUGUGGUGAUUCUGGAAAUGAUGCUGAAUUGUUUAGCAUUCCAGAUGUUCAUGGUGUGAUGGUUGCUAAUGCUCAGGAGGAAUUGUUACAAUGGCAUGCUGCAAAUGCCAAAGGCAAUCCGAAAAUAAUUCACGCAACAGAGAGAUGUGCAGCAGGCAUCAUCCAAGCCAUUGGCCAUUUCAACCUUGGUCCUAGUACGUCUCCGAGAGAUGUCACAGACUUGCUAGAUUCUAAGGAGAGCGUUGAUCCUGCUUAUGAAGUCGUGAAAUUAUUUUUGUUUUUUGAGAAAUGGAGGCGCGGAGAAAUUGAGAACUCGGAGGCUAACCUGGCAAAGAUGAAAGAUUUCUGUUGUCCAUCUGGCGCUUUUAUCCACCCAUCAGGCGUUGAGAAAUCUCUUCAGGACUGUAUAAGUUCAUUAAGAACGUGUUAUGGAGACAAGCAAGGGAAACAGUUCCGCAUUUGGGUGGAUCAAGUUAUACCUGUGCAGGUUGGUUCAGACUCGUGGUUAGUGAGGUUCAAGAGGUGGGAGCUCUCUGGUGAAGAACAACAAUGUCGCUUGACCACUGUUCUACUAAGUUCAAAGGAUGUGAGUGUUGCACAAGGUCUCAAAAGCAUGUAUGUGCACCAGACAUGGCUGGAUGGAGCUGCAGCAGCAAAGGAGGACAGUUCAACCUGCUUCUUCUAGACUGUAAUCUCAUCUCAAAUACGGAGUAUCACUUUUCUUGUAUUUCCUCCCUCAGAAUAAGACGGAAUCUUAACUGUUCUUUUUUUCUUUUUUAUUUUCCUAGAUAAAUAAAUUUUGUAUAUAGAAAUACAAUCGAAAUCCAUGACUAUAAGUAUUAUAUUUUCAUUAAAAAA